This is a messenger RNA of Sinocyclocheilus rhinocerous, 2798 nucleotides long. RefSeq lists its product as uncharacterized. Gene Ontology annotation, cellular component: nucleus. The transcript is spliced from 7 exons. Bases 93 to 1142 code for a protein of 349 amino acids. The record is from RefSeq and is a predicted model, not a curated record. Lineage: Eukaryota; Metazoa; Chordata; Actinopteri; Cypriniformes; Cyprinidae.
UUCGGAACAUUCGGGUCAGUCGAGUUGUUCCGAAGACGGAGAGGAUAUUACGUCACAAGAUUUCCGCAACGCGUCGGUUUUUCCCUGGGAAGAUGGCGACGGUCACAACAGCCACCUCAGAAUGGAUCCAGUUCUUCAAAGAUGCUGGGAUCCCUCCUGGACUGGCUGUCAACUACACAGUGUCGUUUGUUGAUAACAGGAUUCAGAAAAGCAUGCUCAUGGACCUCAGUAAGGAAAUAAUGAUGGACUUGGGAAUUACAGUCAUCGGAGACAUCAUAGCCAUUCUCAAACAUGCAAAGCAUGUGUAUAGACAGGAUAUGUGUAAAACGACAACCGAGGCCAUUUCAUCUGGACAGACUAGUGUACAGGCUGAACUGAGACGUACUGCUAACACUCCGCCCAGCAAGCCAGCAGAAGAAAAUGGGUUGCAAGUGAAACGCCGGAAAGUCACAAGAGAAAUGGAGGGGAAAUAUAUCAUAAACAUGCCAAAAGGCACAACAGCUCGCACUCGGCGCAUCCUGGCACAGCAGGCAAAGAAAGCUAAGGUUUUAAAGCGUACUUCAGUGUUUGAUAGACUUGGGGCAGAGUCAAAGGGAGACACCACCUCAGCCGAUAAGCAGCCAACAGGUGUGUUUAGCCGACUGGGUGAAGCAGAGGAAGAUGAAGAGGGUGGAGGAAAGACAGAUGGUGUUGCAGACGCUUUCGAGGACAAUGACAGCGACGGUGAGGGCUCGGUGCUGCAAUAUGCCGGCGUCCUCAAACGACCCCCACCCACUUCUAAUAAAGAGACUGUAACUGCCAAAUCUAAACCCCUCACUCUGCGUCGACUAGGCGCAAAGUACAAACUCCCCUUAUCUGAAGGCACACCACCAAUCUCCUCCAGCCAGAAGGGGACACCCAAACUGGGUGUACUGCAGAGACUGGGCAAGGCCCCGUCAGUCCACCCUACCUCUUCGACCCCUCUAGUCAGUCAGCCCGCAGACACCCAGGACAGUCGCGUUACGAGUAGCAGAAGCAAAGCCCAGGGCAGCUUUGCUCUGGCCAGCCCUAAGGUCAGUAGUAGCACAGGUGACACUCACGGUGCUCAGAUGGACGCUGGGGCAGUCAGUGUAUUCAAGAGACUGGGCGCCCGGAAAACCUAAUACCCAAAAAACUGAAAGGCACCCCUUUUUUAUCCAGUUUGCCCCUUUUAUAACUUAAAACCCACCUGAAUUUCCAUUUGAGUGGAGAAACUCUAGGACCACACUUGAUGGAUUGGGAAGUCGAAAUGCUGUAUUUCAUGGAGUGUUAUGAAUUGAUGAUACUAGGGGAAAAAAGGGACAGCUGCAAUAUCUGUUAAAUGUAAGUGUGGACAUACCUGUUGUCCUUAUGUUUGGUUAUAGGAAUCAUGCUCUAUCCCCCUAUCCUACUUUUAUAGCUGCUCUCCUGUGCCCCUGUGAGUGAACAUUUUUUCCAGAUUAAAGGGGGUUUGUAAUAAAGAUUUUAUAAUGCAUGGAGCCCAGCAUCAAAUGCUCGAAAUGUCAAGGUUUUUUUUUUCCCACUACGAUAGCCAAAAAACUUAGGUAAAAGCAUGUGCUAUGUUUACCACAAACACCGCAGCUUACCGAUUCCUCCAUGAAGUAAUCUCAUGUUCUUACCUCCUAGUUUUUAAAGGGAUAGUUCACAAAAAAAUUUAAAUUGUCAUCAUAUACUCACCUUCAUGUCAUUCCGAAAAUGUAUGAUUUUCUUUCUUCUGUGGAAUUGUUUUUUGAUAAAUGGAUGUCAAUGGGCACCAGAAUGAUUUGGUUUUCAAAAUUCUUCAAAAUAUAAUUUGUGUUCUGCAGAAGAAAAUAAUCAUACAGUUUUGGACAAGGGGAGGAGUAAAUGGUGACUCCCUUUAUUUUUUGCGUGAACUAUUCCUUUCACGUCACAGGAUUUUUAUAAUAAAGAAAAAGCCUUACGUUGGCUUAAAACUGCACACAUGAGCAUUUCCAUUAAUGCGCCUUAACCUGCGGUCACACUAGACUUUUAGAAAAAAAACAAAUAUAUAUAUAUACAGUAUAUAACAAGUAAUACAUCCAAAAUGAGAAAACCUACAGUCUACUCCCUUUUCCUGCAACUCUGCAAACCUGCAGCUUUACAGUUUUUUUUUUUUUUUUUUUUUUUAUUCAGCUGAGAGGUCACAACAUGAUGUGUUUUUCUUUUAUUGGUGACUAUAGGAAUUCGCAGUUCACCAAAGUAUUAGACCUUGAAACGCCCAAAAAUGCAAAUAUGUUUCGUGUGAGCUUGCGUUUCCGGUCUCCCGUGCUCACAUGCAUACAAAUGAAAUUGAAAAGUGUUGUGUGACCGCCCCUUUGUGACCACAACUGUAACCUUGCUCAAAGACACAAAAUCGUAAUCCCGAUCUGUGUUAGAGUCUCUGCUCUCAAAUUUCCGCAUUUAAAAUGCCAUACAAUGGAAAUUUGUGUUGUUAAGCGUUACUUGGACAAGCAGAGCAAAUAUAGCAUUGGUGAUAGCAUGCUGUUGCCAAGCAACACACGUGGAGGUGGACCCUUGUGUAUUGUAUAAGUUUUCACCCCUUUGUACUGUUCACUGCAGUAACCACUAAUCAUGCCGUUGUAAUAGGAAUUCACCUACGCUUUGUGUUUUGUCAUGUUUCCUCUGUUUUUUUUAUAAAUAUUAUAAUUUUAAGCAUCUCAAAUGCAGAAUUUCGUUACAUUGUUAUGUUUAAGGAAUAUUAAGAGAGAUAAAACAUUUUAAGUGGGUAAGUUUAUAAAAUAUUGAUGAAGAUUAUUUGUCUUGGGAAUGGAUUGAAUAUA